CUAUCUCUCUCUUUCCUCCUCCUCCUCCUCCUCCUUCUUCCUCCACGUCCCUCAGCGCCCCCUUUCCUUCUAUUCGUUCUGUCUCUCUUUGCUUUCAACUUGUCUUUUUCCUCUUCAAGUCUGCAUCGCGAAACGUUGAGACCGUCGCGUCCUUGCGUAUGAGAGAAUUCUUGCAAACGAGGUUUCGCGAAAUUUACGUGUCAUGCCCCACCACUAAAUAUUUUCACGGAUUUUCACGUAAAUUCGUAACUAUGAUGGCGUAGUACCUCUCACUCGCACGCUAAUGACGUUUCGUCGUUUCUUCUCAACGCCACCAACAGCUGUUUCGUCCGAUUGUCGCCCUCUCGUACGGUUUGUGUCUCGCGACGUAUUACGCGAAGAAAGAAAGAGAUAGAAAGAGAAAGAGCGAGAUGGUGGGCGAACGAAGGAAAGUCUCUCUCUUGCGGUGCUCUCGUUAACACUGCUGUCCACUUUUGGUGUAUCUUGUAGACUACCUUAAACUACGUCACUAACGAUUUCGAUGUUCGCCUUAUCGCUAUCAUUUUAACCAUUGUGUCGUUUAGUCCGAGUAUUUCGCUAGCCUCUCCCAUAAUCUGUUGAGCGUCCUUUGUUCUACUCAACGCUCGCUUGUGACAGCUCCUGUCAAACGGAGACCAACCUUUCGAUUUUUUGUUUCUGUCGCUUCAGGAACGAUACCUCGUUUAUAUUUUAUCUUAGAGACCAUCGCAUUGUGCAAGGAUAUUAGAACAUAAAGGAAAGUAGCAAGCUUUGUUAAUAUCUAAAAUACUGUGGAAACCCUUUGUGUAUGUGCAUUAUUGAAAGGAGAGGUAUUACAGGUCAAAAGUAGGAAGAAAUACAUUGUUAAUUGUUGUGUCUUUUGGACGAACGUGGCUAUAGCAAAAAUUAUGUCAGUAUUGAAUCAAAGUGGAGAGGAUGCAGUGGAGUGUCCAUUGUGCAUGGAACCAUUGGAGGUUGAUGAUUUAAAUUUCUUUCCAUGCACAUGUGGCUACCAAAUAUGCAGAUUUUGUUGGCAUAGAAUACGUACGGACGAAAAUGGCUUAUGCCCUGCGUGCCGGAAGGCCUAUUCUGAAAACCCCGCUGAUUUUAAGCCUCUUACGAAGGAAGAAAUUGCAAGAUUAAAAGCAGAAAAAAGAUUGAAGGAUCAGCAACGUAAACAAAGAGUUACAGAGAAUCGUAAACAUCUAGCGAAUGUGAGGGUAGUUCAAAAAAAUUUAGUAUUUGUAGUAGGAUUACCAAUGCGAUUGGCAGAUGCGGAUGUAUUAAAGAGACAUGAGUAUUUUGGGAAGUUUGGUAAGAUUCAUAAAGUUGUGAUUAAUCAGAGCACUUCCUAUGCAGGGUCUCAGGGCCCUAGUGCCUCGGCAUAUGUCACCUAUCAACGUCAGGAAGAUGCUCUGCGUGCUAUAGAGGCUGUGAAUAAUAUUGUUGUGGACGGACGGACAAUAAAAACGUCACUGGGUACAACAAAAUACUGUUCACAUUUUAUGCGCAAUCAGGCGUGUCCAAAACCAGACUGCAUGUAUUUACAUGAUCUCGGGGACCAGGAGGCUUCGUUUACGAAAGAGGAAAUGCACCAAGGGAAACAUCAGGAAUACGAGCGCAAGCUUGUGCAAUCUUUACAUGCUCAUGCAUCUGCAUUGCAGCGAAAACCAACACCAUCACCACCUGUUACAAAUAGUAUUGGUCGAGAAAAUGGAACUACGAAUUCACAAGCCAAGGAAGCAUGGCCUUCGUUACAACCAGGACAAACGAAUAACACACAAACGAAUUGUAAAGAAUCAUCACCACCUACCCAAACAACUUCACAGCAGCAUAGCAUAAUUAAUGGUAGCAGUCUUACCACUCAGCAAACGCAUAUAUCAUCUGGAGCUUCUAUGCAUCAACAGAAUAACAAUAAUAAAGGGGAAAAUGGUAUGAGUCUACGCAGAGGCAAAAGUAAUAGUGAAAGUAAGGCACAAGCAGCGCGAAAUAAACAUAAAAAUUGUCAAAACAAAGAGAAGCAUAGUACUCGAACAACGUCACGUUCUGAAUCAAGCUCAAUUAGUGUACAAAACAAUGUGCAACCACAAGUGAAUGGUCAGAAGGAUAUAAGAAAUUUUUCAGCUGAAACGAAUAGUGAUGUAUUGCAAAAGUUAGGCAAUAAGUGUAAGGUUGAACAACAGCAACAGCAGCAGCAACAGCAGCAGCAAUCUAACAAAAUUUCUAAACCGGCACAACAACCAUCUAAUGAACUUAAAAUAAAUGGUGUAGUUCAAAAUGGGGAACGACGACAUUCGGAUAGUGAAACAGAUCAACAACGAGAAGGUAGUACACCAGCUAGUACAAUUUCAAGUUCAGAAGAUUCUAAUGUAAAUCAUCAAGUGGAACAAUUAGUGGAAUCAAGUGAGGAGAACAAUGGUGCUGCAAUUUUAGGUUCAUCACCUGCUAGCACAAACUCAUCGCAAGGUGCCAAUCAACAGCCACCACCAGGGCUACAUAAUGGGUCUCAAAUGCAACUUAAUCAUCGGUCAAUCUUUCAGGCGGACAAUAAUAGUUUCUUCAGUACAAAUACCUUCCAGAAAAUAUCUACAGCCGCCUCAGUCACAUCCAACUCCUUAACAGGAAAUACAAAUUUGGAUUGGCCGAGUACAGGCUUGGCUUCCAUUCCUGAUUCUUUACCAACAGUUCACUCAAGUGAAGAUUGGCAAGCAGCAUUUGGUUUUCAUCCUGAAUCUACGCGAUCAAAUCAUAUUGUACGAAAAAUUAGUCCUUCCAAUUCACCACGAGUAACUUUCAAUUCUGAAGACUUUGCAGAAGAGGAAGUGUAUAGUAAUUCGCAGUAUAAUGCAAUCUCAGAAUCUUCAGGCACCUUUGCAACAAAUUUGCUUGUUAAUUCACCUGCAUCCAAAUUUAUGGCAGAUUUCCAGCAAAAUUCAUUACAACAAAGGCUUGUUAUGCAAGCACAACAAAAUCAAGAAAAUUGUGAAUAUAUCAAGCAAAACGGGCAUGCAACUUUAAAAGAAGUUCAAAAUCAUCAUGAACCUGGAUCCGAUGUAAAAGCAGACGACGAUUUAGGCUUCGAUCCUUUUCAUGAAACACAGAAAGCCCUUGCAGAAUUAAUGGAGAAUGAAAUGCAGUUACAACAACAAAGAUUAUUUCAACAGCAACAACAGCAACAGCAACAGAGAGAACGAGAAGAGCAAAGCAGGGUACAACAUCAACAAAAUCUUGCGAAUCUUGGUCAGCAGCACUUUCCACAGGUUGCACACAUAGCACAUCUACAGCAACAAGCGCAGCACUUGCAAAAUUUGCAAGUUCUUCAACAAUCGCAUUCCCUCCUGUCUCGUCUUCCGCAGAAUCUUCUACAAAGUGGCGCACAGAGUCCUGCUCAGAAUUCUGUAACAGCUGCUAGUCUGGCACAGCGCAGCCGUCUCCCUCCGCCAGGUUUUCCUGGCGCAACCCCAAAUCACAUGAACUCUUUCGGUCUUGGUAUACCGCGGCCUGCCCCUACAAACAAUGCCCUCACGGGAACACAGCCAUCACAGCAAAGUGCGUAUCUUCCAAAUGGAAAUCCUCUACUCAAUACACAAGUAGGUAUCAGUAAAUGCGCAGGCGAUACUGUUUACACAUUAAAAGAUUGGUGUGAGAUAAGUAGCCAACAACAACAACAACAAUUUCAUCAUCAAGCAUUGCAUCAAAAAGGGGGAUGGAACAACUUUGGGCCUAUUGCAGACUGGACUUCAAUUGAUCCAGCUAUUGUUAGUUCAUCUAGGCCUCUUCCAUUCCAAACUACUAGCACGUGGCAAUUUCCACAUGUACAUCCUUCUCACACAGUAUCCCACAAUGCGCAACAGGAACAGAACGCACCAGCUCAGCAUUGGGCAAUGCAACCACCGCCGGGCUUUGCUGCGCCUGCAACUACAGGGCAACUAAGUAAUCAACAAGCAAGCACAGCUGCACAGCCGCACACCAAACUUAUCUCUGCAGGAUCAGAAAUUGAGAAUUUAUAAAGAUUACAAACACACCAAGUCUACAAAUGACAUGGUGAAAUAUUCGUAUCCGAUGAAAUGAAAGCCGGCAAAGAAAUUAAAACGACAGUCUGUAACGUAUGUUUUCUUUAACAUGUGUUUACAUUUGCCUUCAGCUAUUGUAUAGUUGCUGCAGUCUUACUGUAUAAGCAUUUCUUAUGAGAAACGAAAAAAACAGCAUAUUUUGUUGAAUAAUAUGGAAAAGUCUUGACAAAUAUUUUUUUUCUAAUAUUACUAAAAAAUCGAAUAUAUAUUAAAAUUUUAAUAUUAAUUCUAUUAUCAUAUGUCAGAUCUUAAAUACACUUAUGAAGCAAACCAUAAGUAAUUUAAUAAUUAAAAUAAUUAAUCCAAAUAUUUCUAAGAGCAUAUUACAAUUUUCACCAUCUUCAUUACAUUUUAAUUGUUUUAUUGUAAAAGUAUAAUAUGUUUUGAAAAACAUUAUCGGUUCUUAUUAAUUGAAGCUUAUCGAAAUGAAAGUUAAGCGGAAGUAGUAUACACAUCGAUUUCGGAAAAGAUUAAUAUUUCUUUAUUUGGAAUAUUAUUAUAUAUAUUUGCAUAUAUAUGUGCAAUUUUUUUUCAUUAUUUCCUAGAUUUUUGAUCAAUAUAAUGAAAACUUGAAUAUUCAGAUAUGAGUAAAUAGCGAUUUAUAACUUGAUUGAAUUAUAAAAAUACGUUAAUUUAAUGUUUAAUUAAACGUCAGAUCCAUCAGCUUUAUUAUAAGCGGUACAAGAUUUGUAAUCAAUGUAAAGUUAAUUUAUAAUCGCAUAUAUAAAGUCAUAUUAAAGGAAAGAUGCAGUAAUAACAUUAUCUUGAAGGAUUAAACAACAUUUUACGUGUGCGGAAUAUAGAAAACUACGGUGCGACUGUCGAGAAAAUUAAUAUGAAAGGGCCAUAUCUCAGAUCACAGGUGUAUAAAUACGAACUCAAUAAUACCUGGAGUGUCUGACCGAUAGUAAUACAAUACAAAUUGCUAUGUUGAAUGGUUUACUUUAACAGCAGAUUGUGUUAAACAUCUGCUGCCUUAACGUGAAUAACACAACACGAUACAUAUACAAGAGAAUGAUUGAGAUAAUGAACAUAUGAUUAUUAUAAAUUUAACUGAUUUAAGGUAAUCAAGAAAUAUACGAUAUGCGCAAAAAAUGAUUACAAA
Molecule: messenger RNA, 5175 nt
Organism: Vespula vulgaris
Lineage: Eukaryota; Metazoa; Arthropoda; Insecta; Hymenoptera; Vespidae
Gene: Cnot4
Exons: 16
Coding region: 906-4007 (1033 amino acids)
Biological process (GO): protein ubiquitination
Cellular component (GO): CCR4-NOT complex
Molecular function (GO): RNA binding; metal ion binding; ubiquitin-protein transferase activity
Source: RefSeq, a predicted model, not a curated record